This is a messenger RNA of Rhododendron vialii, 1058 nucleotides long. Its product is annotated as probable trehalose-phosphate phosphatase 2. The transcript has 8 exons. The record is from RefSeq and is a predicted model, not a curated record. NCBI's taxonomy places the organism in Eukaryota, Viridiplantae, Streptophyta, Magnoliopsida, Ericales, Ericaceae. Bases 18 to 1043 code for a protein of 341 amino acids. Gene Ontology annotation, molecular function: trehalose-phosphatase activity. Gene Ontology annotation, biological process: trehalose biosynthetic process.
CAAUAGAAGCAGCGUAAAUGGGAUUUCAAGGAGCAGAAGCGAAUGUUAACGAUACUGAAUCAAUCUCCAAAGCAAGGCACAACAAGGAUGGCGAUCUUGCUCUCACUUUUUUAACCACUUGUGAUCAUACCACUGAUGUACUAACUGCAGCCCAUACGAGUUAUAAGUCUUGGUUGAAUGAGCACCCUUCGGCAUUGAGAAGUUUCAAAGGGAUGAUGAGCAGUGCUAAGGGGAAGAAGAUUGUGGUGUUUUUGGAUUACGAUGGAACCCUCUCACCAAUUGUGCAUGACCCCGCCCAUGCCUUCAUGUCUGAUCCGAUGCGAUCGGCAGUACGCGAAGUUGCAAAGUGCUUCCCGACGGCCAUAAUCAGCGGCAGGAGCCGAGACAAGGUUUACGAGUUUGUGAAGUUAGACGAGGUAUACUACGCGGGGAGCCAUGGCAUGGACAUAAGGGGUCCGCCGCAGCAGCUCAAGUCAUACGAUGGCAAGUACCAAACCUGCAGAGCCCUCGAUGAAAAGGGGAAUGAGUAUGUAAUCUUCCAACCGGCGCAGGAGUUUCUGCCUGCAAUCAAAGAGAUACUAAAAGAGUUGGAUAAGAAAACCAGGGGAAUACAAGGUGUGGUGAUAGAAGACAACAGGUUCUGCGGUUCUGUUCAUUACCGCCACGUUCAAGAAUCGGAUUUUGCAUUGUUACACGAAAAGGUGCAGUCUGUGCUCGGGAAGUAUCCGCAAUUUCACCUGACGAGAGGGAAAAAGGUGAUGGAAAUCCGGCCGUCGAUUAAGUGGAACAAAGGUCAUGCCCUUGAGUACUUACUCGACGCUUUGGGUUUCAAGGGCUCCGAUAACGUCUUCCCGAUUCAUAUAGGCGACGAUCGCACCGAUGAAGAUGCUUUCAAGGUUUUGAAAAGCAAAGGCUUGGGUCAUCCGAUCAUCGUAUCGUCCAUACCGCAGGACACCGUGGCCUCGCACUCGCUUCGCGAUCCCUCAGAAGUAUUGUCGUUCUUGAGACGAUUGGCGAGAUGGACGGAGAAUUCUACUUACUAGGAGGACUGCUUUCUU